UGCUGCUUUAGCCUGUGCUUGCUAAAAGGUGACAUUAAAGCUGAACUUCAUUUGUAAGAGCAAAAGGGUGUGCUCAUACCAGUGCUGCCUCAAAUACACAAGGUUCAUAAGGAUGACGGAUGUACAGAAACAGCCGACUUCUGAGGAAAUGAAGAGUGACCCAAGCAUGUAUGCCCCACCUCCCUACCCUUUGGGAGACACCCAGACAGAGCCCCCUCCUCUGGUCAUGCCCCCACCUUACCCCUAUGGCCCUAUAUCCCAGCCCCCUUACCCUCCUGUACAGGGAGAAAAUUACUCUGGAAACCCUCCACCCCCCACAUACCCCAUGUCCCAGGGUGGCUACUUAACUGACAACCUGCCCCCAGAGUGCACACCAGUGGAGAGCACAGGAAUUACAAAUCCAGUGGCUGGGACCUUUCUUAAAGCAUCAUCAUUUGACAAUGACACUGUGCGAAGGGCGUUCAUCAGAAAGGUGUUCAGCGUGGUCACAAUGCAGUUACUAUUCACCUUCUCUGUUGUGUGUGUGUUCACCUUCUCGGAAGUGGUGAAAAGUGCAGUGCAGAAGAACAUCUGGAUAUACAUCAGCUCCUACAUUGUCUUUGUAGUGGUGGCCAUGUGCCUGAGUCUCUGCUCCUCCUUCAGUCGGACACACCCCUGGAACAUGAUAGGGCUGUCUGUGGUGACUGUGAGCCUGUCAUACGUGGUUGGGACCGUGGCUUCCUUCCACAACACCACUGCCGUUGUCAUUGCUAUGGGCGCAACCCUCACCAUCUCUUUUACCAUCAUCCUCUUCUCUGCUCAGACUCGUGUGGACUUCACCAUAUGUAACGGCAUUCUGUUCAUUCUGGCAGCGGACCUGCUUAUGUUUGGCUUCUUCAGCAUAUUCUACUAUUCCCAGGCCCUGCAGAUUUUGUAUGGAUGUCUGGGAGCCUUGGUCUUUGCACUGUUUCUGGCAGUGGACUGCCAGCUAGUGAUGGGAAGGGAGAAGUACGGCCUGAGUCCUGAGGAAUAUGUCUUUGCAGCCUUAGUCAUCUACCUGGACAUCAUCACCAUCUUCCUGUACAUCCUCAUCCUUCUUGGAGGCAGCUCCAACAGCUAGCCAAAGCUACACACAGCCUAUUAAAAAUGCAGUAAGAGUGAAUCACCUGGUGUUACAUGAAUUUUCAGAAACGUGCUUAAAAGGCGUCAAGAAAGGUUCAUAAAGGUAUGUCAUCUAGUAUUUUGCAGAUAAUAAAUUAACAUUUUACUACUGAUUGAAUUUUCUGUUUCUGCUUUUAGGUAAUUCUGUAUGAUAGCGAAUUUUAUAUUUUCCUGUAAGACAGUCAAGCUGAUGGAAAUAUGAGAGAUGGUAGUGUUAACCUGUUGCCAAUUUGUUGCUUCUACAACUGUGCAGUGCAUGUUUGUUUUUUUUUGUUUUUUUUACUAGAAUAGGAUCAACUAGCUACAACUAUAUUUAAUGGUAUUGUUAAUAGAUGAACAAUAAUAAUAAACCCCUUGUAUGAUUAUUUACAAA
This is a messenger RNA of Electrophorus electricus (electric eel), 1513 nucleotides long. RefSeq names its product protein lifeguard 1. Gene Ontology annotation, biological process: negative regulation of apoptotic signaling pathway. Lineage: Eukaryota; Metazoa; Chordata; Actinopteri; Gymnotiformes; Gymnotidae. Gene Ontology annotation, cellular component: endoplasmic reticulum; membrane; Golgi apparatus. The record is from RefSeq and is a predicted model, not a curated record.